Molecule: messenger RNA, 5189 nt
Organism: Paramormyrops kingsleyae
Lineage: Eukaryota; Metazoa; Chordata; Actinopteri; Osteoglossiformes; Mormyridae
Gene: runx2a
Product: RUNX family transcription factor 2a
Biological process (GO): hemopoiesis; regulation of transcription by RNA polymerase II; ossification
Cellular component (GO): nucleus
Molecular function (GO): RNA polymerase II cis-regulatory region sequence-specific DNA binding; DNA-binding transcription factor activity, RNA polymerase II-specific; ATP binding
Source: RefSeq, a predicted model, not a curated record
UAAUGCGUUUUUGGAUUGUGUGAAUGCUUCAUUCGCCCCACAAACAACCACAGAACCACAAGUGCGGUGCAGGAUUUUCUGCACGACGACAGAAGGGAGACCUCGGUGUGUAAAUGGUUAAUCCGCGCAGGUCAACUCCAGCCUCAGAGACCGAACAAGUCCUUUAGAACUUCAAGGGUUAUCAAAAUCAAAGGGACAAGAACAUUUUGAAGAACCACCAAAAGUGACUAUGGCAUCAAACAGCCUUUUUAGUUCAGUGGCACCAUGUCAACAGAACUUCUAUUGGGAUCCCAGCACCAGCCGGAGGUUCAGUCCCCCGUCUAGUAGUCUUCAGCCGGUCCCUGGAAAAAUGAACGAUUUGAGCUCUGCUACAGGGCAACAAGAGGCGAGUCCAGCAAUGCCCAGACUCCGGCCGCACGAUAAUCGCACUAUGGUGGAAAUCAUCGCCGAUCACCCCGCAGAACUUGUCCGGACUGACAGCCCUAAUUUCCUUUGCUCCGUCCUGCCAUCUCACUGGAGGUGUAAUAAAACACUGCCCGUAGCCUUCAAGGUGGUGGCACUGGGAGAGGUGCCAGACGGGACAGUUGUAACAGUAAUGGCUGGAAAUGAUGAAAACUACUCAGCGGAGCUUCGGAAUGCCUCAGCCGUCAUGAAGAACCAAGUGGCCCGUUUUAAUGACCUCAGGUUUGUGGGGCGGAGUGGAAGAGGAAAGAGCUUCACUCUGACGAUCACGGUGUUCACAAACCCACCACAGGUGGCAACCUACCACAGAGCCAUUAAAGUCACAGUGGAUGGCCCACGUGAGCCGAGACGACACAGACAGAAGCUGGAGGACCCACCAAAGCCAGGCUUGUUUUCUGAGCGGCUUAGCGAGCUGGAGCGUCUCAGGCAGACGACCAUAAGGGGUGCCGUACCAACGCAAAGCCCCCGUCCGUCGCUCAACGCCGCCCCUACUCCCUUCAAUCCUCAAGGACAAACUCAGAUAUCCGAAGCCCGACAAGCUCAAUCCUCACCCCCCUGGUCCUAUGAACAGUCCUACCCCCCCUAUCUCAGCCAGAUGGCUUCACCCUCCAUCCACUCCACAGCACCGUUGUCAUCAACCCGCGGCACCGGACUGCCUGCCAUCAGCGACGUGCCGCGACGAAUCUCAGGUACCUCUGACCUUAGCCCGUUCUCUGAUCCCCGGCAGUUUGACCGUCAGUUUCCUGGCCUUUCCUCACUAACAGAGGGCCGCUUCCCAAGUCCCAGAAUGCACUACCCAGCCACCUUCACCUACACACCGACGCCAGUCACAUCAGGGAUGUCUCUGGGUAUGUCCACUACCACCCACUACCACACUUACCUGCCGCCGCCCUACCCUGGCUCCACUCAAAACCAGAGUGGGCCGUUCCAGACCAGCAGUACGCCCUAUCUCUAUUACGGAACAUCCUCUGGGUCAUACCAAUUCUCCAUGGUGCCGGGAGGAGAUCGCUCACCCUCUCGGAUGCUCCCUCCUUGUACCAGUGCCUCGACAGGCAGCUCUCUCAUCAACCCCAACCUCCCCAACCAGACAGAUGGGGUGGAGGCAGAUGGAAGUCACAGUAGUUCACCGACCAUUCUAAAUUCCAGUGGGCGAAUGGAUGAGUCCGUGUGGCGGCCAUAUUGAACACGUUGAGAUCCAGCUUUUGGGGUUAACCAAUUUUUGCCAUUGAGAAGAGCAAUAGAUAGAAGUCAAAGACCAGUGUCUUAUUCUUUAUUUAUGUUUUGUAAGCACAAACACUCAUGGGAAAUAAUGUUUCUUUUUGCAGGUGCGCUGCAUCAUUUAAUGUUUCUACAUUAAUUUUUAUUCAAAUUAAAAUUGUACAGGUAUCCUUCCGUUCGAUAUUUAUCCAGCAUGGUACUCAUCUUGGACAUGUUCUUUGAGCAGUAAAGGAGGACCUAAUGGGAAUAAAGGCAUUACUGAAAUAUUUUGAAAUUCCACUGCAGAAUCAGUGAGCAAGCAAGAUGGUCAUUUGAAUUACUGAACUGGCAAAAAAAAGAGCUUCCAUAUGCAUUGCGAUGAACAUAUAUUUUUAUAGGGCUCUUUUAUGAGUAUAGUUUUUAUAGCAAUUGAAUUAUUCGAUAACACUGAAAGAUAGUCUUUGCUUCUUUUAUAUUUAUGCGUGUGACAGAAGUUCUGUUAUAUUCAGUGGUACCAGCAAUAAGUUCUGUCAGUGUUUCUGCUCUUUUAUUGUUUAAUUUAUAUGUUAAAUGGUUUGCUUAAAACUUGGGACUUACUGAAAAGCAGUAUAAUAUAAAGCCAUAAAUUAUAUAUUGUAUGUGGAAAUGAACUCUUUGACACCUGAAUUAUAUUUUUGGAGGAUCUCUUAAGUUAAUAAUUUAAAAUUUAAGUUUUAUUUUCUAAGUACCCAAAGAAAUGUUGUUUUUUCUUGUAUUAAGUUAAGAACAUUAUAAAUAUAAAAAUUACAAAAUGUCAAACAAAACUUUCAAAGAAAUUGUGUAUUUAAAGCUGCUUGGCUGCGCAUAUAUUGUCAUUGUUGGCUAAUCUGAAUAUAAAUUAACAGGAUGGAGUUACUGACUUCCUGGUGCUGAGGGUAAGCAAAUGGCAGCCACUGGCAUCAGGAAUUCUUGUUUUUUCUGUUUGAUUUUAUAGUUUUUUUUUUUAAACAGUUGGUGCAAUGCGUACAUCUGAAAGUCUAGAACAUUAGACAUUUUUUUAUGUGUUUAGGUUUUGUAUCAACAAUGCAGUUCAGUUACAAUUGACUAUGCAAUGAGAAUCCGAAACCAAACUAUUUUUGUUUCAUGAAAUAUUGAAUUUAUUGCAUAGCGACAAUGAUGAAUGCAUUAAUAUUUUAAGCGCUAUGUUUCAGUUUCAUCAUCAUUUGCAACAAAUGCAAACAUUACCCAUUCAGGGUGUCACCCUUAAAAUUAUGAUUUAAAAUCAAUAAAUAUCUCACAUGCUACAGUACACAUGCAAGAGUAGCCAGAUUAUGAGUAAGAGAGGAGGCAUAGCAGAUACUUUUAAGUAUUCUCAACUGAUGGUAAGUUUAUUUUAUGUUGGUUCCGGUACAUAACAUGUUUCUUGACCGAUUGACUUGUCUCAGAUACUAGAGGGUACAUUUUAAAUUAAUUUUCUUUUACAUGCUCUGGGUGUUGUUUUAUAGCUAAAUUGUUUAAAACCUAUGAAACUAUUAUAAAGAUGUUUUAUUUAUUUGAUGCAAAGGCAUUUCUCCCCUCAAGAAAUUUGAAGGAACAAUUUGAAAAAGCAGAAACUACUUCAUGUUGUAUUUUCAUUUUAUUUAUUUGCAAUGCUAAACAUAGGUGCCCAGCUUCAUGUGUUUGCAUAUAUAUAUAUAUAUUCAUGUGCACUUACUAUUAGUCCAGUUUCAAGAUUUGCAUAAAGGUUGCAGCCAUUAAACAAUGUCACCUAUUUAAAAUUAAAGGUACAAUAUUUUUAAUCUGAUGUUAAAUUGCUGGCGACAAGGGCUUUGAAAAUAUGUCUUUGUAUUCAUAUAUUAAGCACUUGUUUUUGAGAUGUUCUGUAUAGUGUAAUUUAAUAUGGCUGCAGGCAGCACCCUGGUUUAUCUCAUUACAGUUUUUGUAUUUCUGUAUCACGUGAAGCACUUCCAUAUCCUAGUUGUUUGCUCAAUAUCUAAAUCGGAAGAAGCUUCUGGAAAAGUCGGUCACAUAGGCAAUGGGGGCCCAUCUAAAAUGCAUUAAGGGCUUGUUAAUCCCCUAAGUGUCAUCACACUGGGGGGGGGGGGGGGGGGGACACACCAUCAUUAUCAAAGAAAAAAAACACCUGCAUGAAAUCUUAAAUUAGCCUUCAACGACCUUAUUAAAGAAUUCAGAUUCAGGAUCUGCCCACUUUUAAGAUCUCUCCAUCCAUCUUCUAACUCACUGUUUCCCAAUCCAAUCCACGUUUUUGCUCCCUCCCAACUCCCUUUCAGCCAGUUCACGUUUUUGCUCCAUGGGUCCCCGAGGACCGGAUUACGAAACACUGCUCUAACCGCUUAACACAGGGCAGCUGGGGUUGGGAUGCUUGUCCAUCAGGGGAUAUUCACACUCAUGCAUACAGAAUUGUAUGAUGUCAGACAUUGUGUGUUUUAAGCUUUGUUGGAGAACAUAAUCUAAAUCAAAAUAAUUACAGCAAGGUACUAGAACACUACAAAACUGUACCUUACACAUUUAUCUGUGAUCUUGCAGUGAAUCUGGAUCGUUUAAUAAGUUGCAAAGGAAGGAAAUACUACGUGUAGGUAAAAGGCCUACACUGGGUCAGAACUGCUUACCUUCAGAGUCAGCACAGCAUAUAUGUUUGACAGAGAUAUAAGUGAUUUAAAUAUACAUAUGUCUUCUGAAAUGCAGCACGAAGAAAUGCCAUUCUAUUUACAGCAUGUAAUUACACAGAAAUAAAGCAUUUACUUAUGAUAGCACAUGAAAGCAAUAAACAUCAGAAUGGCUAUUAAUUCAGCCUUAGGCUAGAGAGCAAUAUGUUUUUCCAAUAAUCUGAGAAUAUUUCUGCAAUGUCCACAUUGGUCUAAAGAGGUGUUUCUUGAAUGCAAGAGGGUGACAUAUUAGGCGUCAGACAUUUGUGCACCAACAAACAGAGUUUUUAUAAUGCUAAAGAACAAUAUCUGGUAUCAAGAAAUGAAUGAGUAAACUCAUUCAAGACAGGAUGUUUUCAUUGUAUUUUGCUAUGUAAAGGUUUCUUUUGGCUGUGAAAAGAACAUUGUUUACAAAAUGUUUACUAAACUGUAAGCACACAAGCAUAACUUUGUAUUAUAAAUCUGUGUCGAUAUAAAUAAUGUACGUCUUAUUCCGCAGUCAUACUUUCAUGCAAAACAUCUGUAUCUUUUUUUUGUGUGUGUGGGGGGGGUUCUAUCCAAUAGCAGUGCAUUCUGUUUUUCUGUUUUUGUGAAACUGCUGUAAAACAAACAAACAAGUACAUUUUUUGUACUCUCCCCAAAACUCUUUUCAUAGUCUUCACUGCUUGUCAUGCACAUACUGUACAGAAUUUGUAUAUGUUUUCAGUUGUUUCCAUUUGUUUUAUUGACUUUAAAACUUUGUUGAUUGUGAGAAUGUCUUUUUUCUGGAUUAUAAGGGACUAACAAUUGAGCAACAGUUAGUGAGAUUGUCUGGACAUUUUCUCAUGAUUGUAAUAUUUGUUUUUCAAGAAUAAAAAUGGCAUUUUUGUUAUAAAUGCGCCCGUA